AAGCUGUCCAAUUACUGCUUGAAUUUGAGUCUUGGUUGUUGUAAGCCGCGUCCACAACUGAGCGCUUGUUGGUAAGGGACCACGGAAGGAAUCGCUCAUCAUCACAGGCAAAGACUAUCUUAACAAAUGGCUACCUGCCCUUUUAUUAGCCCCUUGGGAUGUGAUCAAGACUGCUCGCCGACUGCAACAUCGUCGUCGGCAUCGGAGCAUGCGAAGCAUGUGGGGGAUCAACCUGCCCAAAUCGCUUCAGGAGAUCUAGAGGAAAAUGCAACCACGAACAUUUCUGGCCUCAGAGUAAAAAGUUCCCAGUUUAGCGACACUCCGUCAAGCUCGUCUUCAACUUCAUCAGCAGGCUUUUCGCAUACAAAGCAGACAACCGCUGCUGCAAAACAAGCCGACAACACACGCGUACGGCUAACGCGCCGUCAGCUUCGCCAAAUGUGCAAGCGCUGGAGUUUGGCGGAGGUCAGUGAGCAUGCGCGCAAGGAUGAUGCUUGGGUCGCAGUGGACGGCAAGGUGUACGACAUUUCAGAACACCUGGACAACCAUCCGGGCUGGAGCGCUACGGCGGACAUCAGUACGGCACUUUCCAUCCUCGCGCAUGCCGGCACAGACUGCAGCCAGGAGUUUCGAGAGAUUCACCGGCCGUACCCCAUAGCCUGGCGGCAGCUACGGACGUACUACAUUGGCGAUCUGGAUCCCAGUUCUUGAGCUCUUGAGCCCAGACGGCGGACAGCAUGGAGCGCAGCGACCAGCAAGAAGUACGGCGACGGCUGACGUGGGGAACGGAGUUGAUGUGGCAUGUCGCUGCUUCAAGAAUGAACUUGCUUGCCAGGGACGCUGGUACGCUGGACACUACCAAACUGGGGUUUCCUAUUGACCCACGGGUCUAUGCCUGUGGUUGUGAUGAGUGGAAAUCCCUUGCAAAGCUGUUAGGCCAGAGCUGGCUGAAGUGUGUUUUAGGCGUGAACGAUGUGAGGUCACAGGGCACAGUCGUAGGAUUGCGUGACCGGCCCGUUGCCCCGAUUAUGGUCCCUGCACGGCACUUCCGAGUGUGUUGGGGUUGGGGUGUGCGUUAUUAAGAGAUUGGGACUGUGCGAAUUGGACACAUGUCGGUGCUAAGAGAACUGGACACGAGGCGGUGGGUAGUGCGGUGUGUGAACUCUUGUUACGAUGCAGCAGCUGCGGUUGCCUGGCUGUGUGCUUCCGUUGGUGGCAAGAAGCAAGGUACAGAACCCAUGUACCGCACCAGGCAUGGCGUUAAUCACGGGUGAAGCUGGCUGAAGGAAUGGUUAUUCCCUGGAGAUUCCCUUUCCUGAUGUAGCAUGCAACUGCAUGUGCAUGCGACCUGCUAUACGGUACGCAUACAUGAUGAUGCAUGACCAAGGCGCAAAACAACGGGACGAAACAGUGUGGUGUAAUAUGGUACGCAGCAUGGUAUGGGAUGCAUGGAUUGAUUCUUCGUGCAAACAAUGCGGAUGGCUAGGAGCUACUAGAUGUUGGGGACUAAGGCGCGGAGAACUUGUUGCAUUCUUGCAUUCCUGAGCAGCUACAUGCAUGCAUCAAUGGCGUGCAUUGCGCAAUGUAGAUAUGCAUCAGACGUUGGGUUGAGCAGCUGAGCAUUCUUAAUACUUUUGGUAAACUGCUACCGGUAUCUUCAGGGACCGUAUGUGUGUGCGACGGCCACUGCUGCAUGAUUGUAAUUAAGCUCUCAUGCCCU
This is a messenger RNA of Astrephomene gubernaculifera, 1720 nucleotides long. NCBI's taxonomy places the organism in Eukaryota, Viridiplantae, Chlorophyta, Chlorophyceae, Chlamydomonadales, Astrephomenaceae. The record is from the annotation of a GenBank genome assembly.